AUGUCAAAGCCUCUUUCUCACGCCAAGGUCGUCCUUCGACGCUCUGCUGACCGCGGACACGCGGAUCACGGCUGGUUGAACUCCUACCAUACAUUCAGUUUCGCCAACUAUUUCGACCGCCGCUUUCAGAACUUUGGAAGUCUCCGCGUUUUGAAUGAAGACCGUGUCGCCUCCCGAAACGGCUUCCCGACGCAUCCGCAUCGCGACGCCGAGAUCUUCAGCUACAUUCUAAGUGGCGAGCUCACGCACCGCGAUAGCAUGAUCAAAAAGGGCGCCGAAGGUGAACAAGGAAAACAAUUCUACCGCAUGAAGCGAGGCGAUGUGCAAUUCACAACUGGAGGAACUGGAAUCGCCCAUUCCGAACAGAACGAAUCCAACAAACCUGUUCAUUUCUUGCAAAUUUGGGCUCUGCCAUGGGCCAGCUCCCUGAAGCCUCAGUAUCACACCAGGAGUUUCAGUGAGGAGGCUAAGCGCAAAGCUUUCGUCCAUAUCUUGUCACCUCUCGCCGCGGGUCCAGAAGCUACACCGGCAGAAGAAGAAGCUGCCACGCCCAAGAUCCCUGAUACAAUUCCCAUUCAUGCUGAUUUUGUCAUGGGGGCUGGUAUCAUUGAACCAGGAUCGACAUUCAACUGGACCGUCGGAGCCGGUGAUGCUGUUAGCUUCAAGAAGAAGAGAAAUGUUUAUGUUCAUUUGCCGAUGACCAAGCAAGGCAAGGCCAAGGUUAAGCUCAAUGGCCUCGAGGACUCUGUACUUGAGGAGGGUGAUGGUGCCUUCAUCACCCUUGUUAAUGCGGGUGAUGCUUUUAGCGUCGAGAGCGUUGGCGAUGCCGAUGCCGAAGUCAUUGUUUUGGACAGCAAUUAG
Molecule: messenger RNA, 861 nt
Organism: Penicillium waksmanii
Lineage: Eukaryota; Fungi; Ascomycota; Eurotiomycetes; Eurotiales; Aspergillaceae
Product: pirin family protein
Exons: 2
Coding region: 1-861 (286 amino acids)
Source: RefSeq, a predicted model, not a curated record